Messenger RNA from Symbiodinium natans, 2664 nucleotides. The record is from the annotation of a GenBank genome assembly. Lineage: Eukaryota; Dinophyceae; Suessiales; Symbiodiniaceae.
AUGGCCGACCACCCUGCUGGUGCCGUCGCUUUCUGCGACAGCUCGAAAGCACUGAAAGGCCACCUUCGCCCAGUCAUCCGUGCAGUUGGUGAGCAUCGGGGCAUCUUGCAGUAUGAAGAUGCUGCAAAAGCAAUGUCUGCCUUCGAAGAGAUUGUGGAUGGUUCUAUCGUUUGCGUUGUGGCCGAAAGAACAGCUGCCAUAGAGCUCGCACGCUUUUUGCGGACACCGUCGCGCAGACCGUGGUUGAGAAGCAUCCCCCUGCUAGUGUUAACGCGUGACGCGGCAGCGCGGGCCGCUGCUGCCAGGGUUGGGUCCAUCGUUGUCAGGGAUGUGGAGAAAUUGACAGCACACAUUCUGUCGCUUCCUUCAAAAGAGGUGAUCCAGUCCGAAGUUUCCGCAUGCCACUUCAAAGGCUUGUUGUGCGACUUGAGCUUCGGACAUUUUGAAGGCGGCAAGUCUAACAUGGAAUGGAACUUCAGCGAAAACACACAACGUAUUCGGCAGGGGUUAAACAGACAACGGGUCCCAUGGUAUCCGGAAUGCAGCAACUAUGAGGAACAUAUUGACACACUGGCCUCGUAUUUCAGCAUCCUGCAGCCGGUGCACAGGUGCAGCCCAGGCGUAUUCCUUGGCAUGUUGCGCAGCGGGGGGUUGAUGUCCAGAACCGAAUUGGAGGCCUUCUUGUCCACCAAAUCAACUACACUUUGGGCUAAGCAGCAUGUCAAUCGACAUGCGCUUUUGCAAGAACUCUGUCGUGAACUUCAUGCGGAUCGUCGCAUAUUGUAUCAGUACAGUGAACAGAAAUGUAUUGAGAUUUAUGAAAAUGAGGUGGUGGAUGGCUCCAUCCGCAAGGGCAGCCAUGUGCAUCUGAAGGGACGGUCAGGCAUUGUGUGUACGAGCCCAGACGAGCAUGGCAAAGUCAAGGUCGAAUGGAAUGAUGGCAAGAAGAAAUCGGAAGUCAAAUUGAGCGACAUACAGAAAGACCCCGAUGCUGUACGGGCUGCUGAGAAGGCUGCGCGUGAAUCUCGAGAGCUUGCAAGCAAGCUGAAGAGCACGCUUCCAAUGGAGCAUCAUGCCAGGAUUGACGAGGUUGUCAACAAGGUAGCGCAUGAUAUGAUCACGGCUUCCAAGCAAAACCUCGAAGGGGUUGGCUACCACAAGGACAGGGCACUGGGGACCCAUCGACAUGUCUUCUCUACUUUGGGCGUGAAUGGAACCUUUGGGUAUGGCUCAAUUGUUAUUGUUCUCAAGUCUCAGAUUCUGCACCAUCCUGACUGUUGGAUCAGCCCGCUCGCUGCGACCGGCUAUGUGGGACCCCACUACUGGGUCUUCCGUCAUAGGCCAUGGUCCUCCGCAUCCCUCGCAGAAAUCUCUACUGAUCCGGAUGUAAAGUACCCGCCCCUACCCGACCAGCCGGACUCUGACAGCAAAGGGGUCGAAGCUUGUAUCCAGUCAUCUUUCAAUCUAGCAGCAACAGCCCAAUGGCCUGUCCUCAUGGCUCGAGAGGUUGAUGCCAUGUGCCACUACUUGUGUUACGGCCAUCGUGAACCGACUAGCAUGGACAAUGCUUCAAAAGGGAAUGAGUUUCAUGGCCAAGGAAAGGACUGGAAGAAGGAGGAGGUUCGGACAAUUGGCCGAAACAAGCGUCUGAAUGGAGGCCAAUCAGAGCUGGAAGCCAAGGCCUGGGAAGCUGUAGUUGAUUUUUACGAGACAAGGGACAGCCACACUCAAUUUGAAUGCCAUCUUCCCGGAAUUGUUCCACUUGGUGCCAUUGACAAAAUCAUAAUCCGAAAGGGUCUUUAUCGAGAUCACACAGACAUUAAAGACAAGGUGGAUUCAUAUGUCUUGCCAGAUGGCAGACGAUUGUGUGACCUUGUGCACAUGACAAGUUCGCCGUCGGAGUGCAUGACAUGGCAACAUGAUCUAUUCGAGACGAAGCGCCGGGCAGUCCAGAAGCAGCUGGACCCUUGCCGGCGCCAUCCAGUGUCGGUGCAGGUGUCUGGUCGCGUGGACCGCCCAGUUUUCUUGCCGAGCGACUUUAGAAAGUGGUUCGGUGAGCCGAGCAGUUUUCGAUUUUCCUUUUGCACUCGGUGCUCACACGACAUUCGGGUGUAUUUCUCUUCAACUGCAGAGCCGCAGCGCGAUGACUGUGAUCUGUCGGACAAACGGUGGACAUCCACAACCUAUAUGUUUGCCAUUGGUUUCGAUCAGAAUCGUGUCAGCUACAUCUCCAAGGGCAUCACGCAAUCUAAGCAUAGCGUGCAUGUGGAAAAAGAUCCACUGGUCCGUUGCACGACUUCAAAGGAGGGUGAUUUGUCUGCCAUUGGCAUUUGGGACCGAUACUGGUUCGAAGUGGUGCCAGGCGGUAACGCGCUUGUCCGCUGUGGCAGGGGUCCUUUCGGCGAGAACGUGAUGAUGAGCUUUGAAGAUACGGACCCGAUCAGAAACUUGCAGUACAUCGGGGUGGGAUGUUGGCGCGAGCCUACAGUCUACUGCGAUUUGCAGGUGUCCUCCGGGGAUGGUUCGGUUUUCCCAUUCUGUCCAGCAGACCGAAUCAUUGAUGAUGACCAAGGCAUCCAAGGCGCACCAUGUCCGGCUCCAUCUGUACAGAUUGACGAGGCUGAUAGGUCUCUGCCCUCCUGCAAAUUGUUUUGGUGGGGCUAG